AUGUGGAACUUUGAUGGUUCCUCCACCAACCAGGCUCCCGGCGACAACUCUGAUGUCUACCUGAAGCCCGUUGCUGUCUUCCCCGACCCAUUCCGUGGAUCUCCCAACAUCCUCGUCCUCUCCGAAUGCUGGAACGCCGAUGGCACCCCCAAUAAGUACAACUACAGACAUGAGUGCGCCAAGUUGAUGGAGGCUCACGCCGCUCACGAGCCCUGGUUCGGUCUCGAGCAGGAGUACACUCUGCUCGACCUCAGCAACCGCCCCUUCGGCUGGCCCGCUAACGGCUUCCCUGCUCCCCAGGGCCCCUACUACUGCGGUGUUGGUGCCGGCAAGGUCGUCCAGCGCGACAUCGUCGACGCCCACUACAAGGCCUGCCUGUACUCUGGCAUCAAGAUCUCUGGUACCAACGCCGAGGUUAUGCCCGCCCAGUGGGAGUAUCAGGUCGGUCCCUGCACCGGCAUUGAGAUGGGUGACCACCUCUGGCUGGCUCGCUUCCUCCUGGCCCGCAUUGCCGAGGAGUUCGGCGCCAAGGUCUCCGUUGAGCCCAAGCCCAUCCCCGGUGACUGGAACGGUGCCGGUCUCCACUCUAACUUCUCCUCUAAGGAGAUGCGUGUUGAGGGUGGCAUGAAGCACAUCGAGGCUGCCAUCAAGAAGCUUGAGGGUCGUCACAAGGAGCACAUUGCCGUCUACGGUGAGGGCAACGAGAAGCGUCUCACUGGCCGCCACGAGACCGGCUCCAUCGAUUCGUUCUCUUACGGAGUUGCCAACCGUGGUGCUUCUAUUCGUAUCCCCAGAGAGUGCGCCCAGAAGGGCUACGGCUACUUCGAGGAUCGCCGCCCCGCCUCAAAUGCCGACCCCUACAGAAUUACUGGUAUUCUGAUGGAGACUAUUUACGGUUCUGCCGAGUAA
Colletotrichum abscissum is the source of this 909-nucleotide messenger RNA. Its product is annotated as glutamine synthetase. Lineage: Eukaryota; Fungi; Ascomycota; Sordariomycetes; Glomerellales; Glomerellaceae. Gene Ontology annotation, molecular function: glutamine synthetase activity. The transcript has 2 exons. Bases 1 to 909 code for a protein of 302 amino acids. Gene Ontology annotation, cellular component: cytoplasm. The record is from RefSeq and is a predicted model, not a curated record.